This is a messenger RNA of Emiliania huxleyi CCMP1516, 790 nucleotides long. RefSeq lists its product as hypothetical. The transcript is spliced from 3 exons. NCBI's taxonomy places the organism in Eukaryota, Haptophyta, Isochrysidales, Noelaerhabdaceae. Gene Ontology annotation, cellular component: cytoplasm; membrane. Bases 67 to 669 code for a protein of 200 amino acids. The record is from RefSeq and is a predicted model, not a curated record.
AUCAAAGAGGCCAACUGAGAGGCUAACACCUGCAUGCUCGCCAAGGUCCGAAUACGCCCCACGGGGAUGGCGGCCGACAUGGCCGCCGCAGGAUGCCUUGCCGUCGCUGCAGAUACCCUGUGUCAAAAGGUCAUCGAGGAGCGUGAACGGAUAGACUGGCGCCGAGCAGGCGCCCUCGCCGCCUUCAACGGCCUGUACGUCGGCGGAUUCCUGCAUGUGCUCUACCAGUGCUACUCCCCCGUCGUCUCUGCGGUCGCGACGCGCAUGGCGGCCUCCAGCGCGCUCCGCUCCACGGCGUCUCCGCAGCACGCCCUGGGCUGCGCGGUCGUCGACAACCUCCACUGCGGCUCGCUAUACAUCCCUGCCUUCUUUGCGUGCGUCGGCACGAUGCAGGGCCAGACCCUCGGCGAGGCUCUCGCGCUGCUGCAGGGCGAGUGGUGGCCGACCUACACCUCGUGCACCGCCUUUUGGAUCCCCUUCAUGGCCGCCAACUUCAGGAUGGUGGCGCCGGCGAGGCGCGUGCAGGCCAUGGCGGUGGCGAACAUGUUUUGGAACGUGGUGAUCGACUACCUCGCCCACCGCCAGCUCCACGCCCCGCCCUCGCCCGAACGGCCGGCGCUGCUCUUCCGCACUGAGCAGCCGAAGACGGUGGUUUGGCCGCUCUGCUAGCCACAGAGGCCCUCGGCCGACUGUACCUUUCCUUCCGUGUACUUCUUGUUCCUCCUCCUCCUCCACUGCCACCACUCGACUGUCUGAGCCAGCGGGAUCUACCCGAAGGAUGUCCAGUGUC